Crotalus tigris (Tiger rattlesnake) is the source of this 2463-nucleotide messenger RNA. RefSeq names its product WD repeat domain 4 (gene WDR4). The transcript has 11 exons. The record is from RefSeq and is a predicted model, not a curated record. Lineage: Eukaryota; Metazoa; Chordata; Lepidosauria; Squamata; Viperidae. Bases 206 to 1459 code for a protein of 417 amino acids. Gene Ontology annotation, cellular component: tRNA methyltransferase complex; nucleus; cytosol. Gene Ontology annotation, biological process: RNA (guanine-N7)-methylation. Gene Ontology annotation, molecular function: protein binding; tRNA (guanine(46)-N7)-methyltransferase activity.
UAGGACUUUUCAUCUUCUGACAGUUCUAUUCCCACAAAGGGACAAGGCGUAAUUCUAAUCACUUUAGCAAUUCAGGUUUCAAACAACUACAUUCUCAUCUCUAUGGCAAGUCAGGCUUGUCUGAGAUCAUCAUUAAUAGGCCGGGGAAUGACAUCAUGAGCUGGUGACGGUUCUCGGGCGCCCCAAUGCGGGUCUGGGCCUGGCGAUGGAGGCGGCUGAUGUGGCUGGAAUCGUGAGUGCUUCUCCGAGGCUCCUCAUUUGCGAGGAUCUGAUGGUGGUUAGCGGUGGCACGAAGUUUUUGGCCGCUGGUUAUAAAGAGACCAACAAUGAUGAUCUUUUCAUUUAUGACUGUACUACUGCAAGCAAAAAACUUCAAGUAAAGCAAGAAAGUGAGGAUGGAAAGCCAUUAAGCAAAACAAAUAAUAUCCUUGCCUGUGCAUUUUCUUCAUCAGGGAAGUAUUUUGUUCUGACUGAUGACAACAAACAAUUAAUUCUUUUCUGCAGAAAGCCUUCCUGGGAAUGUCUGAGUAUAAGACCUGUCAUGAGAAGAUGUACCUCCCUGAUAAUAACCUCUGCAGAAGACAAGGUUUUGGUUGCUGACAAAUCUGGCGAUGUGUAUUCUUAUUCAAUAAUAGAACCAAAAAAUGCAGGAACCAUUGAGCUUGGACACUUGUCUCUUUUGUUGGAUUUGUCACUGAGUCCUGAUGACCGAUAUAUUGUAACAGCUGAUCGAGAUGAGAAGAUUAGAGUUAGUUUGACUAAAGCACCACAUGUUAUAGAGUCCUUUUGCCUGGGUCACAGAGAAUUUGUCAGCAGAAUAUUGGUAGUGCCAAACUUUCCUGAUCUUCUUUUAUCAGCAUCCGGGGAUGGUACAUUGAGGCUCUGGAAGUAUAAAAGUGGAAAAGAGCUACAUUGCUUUCAGUUGAAUAAUUUGAAUAUAAAUGAAGAUAGUAAGAAUGAGAAGAAAUAUGCAGUCUCAAGAAUAGCUUAUUCUUGUGACGGAAAUUACAUUGCUGUUUUAUAUGACUGUAUUCCUGCAGUAUCCAUCUUCCAGCUUGAUGCCGGUGCUCAGAACCUAAUUUCUAAGCAGCAAAUAACCUUGAGCCACAAAGGUUGGGAUGUUGCAUUUGAGGAAACAGGUGGGCUCUGGGUACUGCAGGAGAAUCAGCAAAUACCUCUUCUAUUCUACCAACCUGAGGAUGGACAGUGGCAGCCUGUUAUUGACAAGAAAGAAUUAGUGAAAAUGUCCAAGUACAUAUGUGACCAUUGGAGAAUGUUUCAAGGUGCUAUGGACAAAGAGAGCUGCUUCCAAAAUCUCUACAAGGCGUCUUUUGAUAAUAUGUCCAUUUAUCUAAAAAGGAAAGAAGAGAGACUACAGCAGCAGAAAAAUAAGAGGAAAGAUCCACAGUAUGAAUCAAGCGAACAGACCAAAAAAGUCAGAACUGAAGAACUGUCCUGAUAAUACUCGGUGCUAUCACAUUUCUGAGUUUGGAAGCAGCUGAACAGAAAACAGAAACUUUUCCUUAGGCAUAACUGAAAUUAAAUCUGCCUGAUGGUUAGUGUCAGCAUACCUCACCCCUGACAAAUAGCAAAAGAAGUAACCUGAUUAACAAGCCACAUCCCAGUGCCUUUAAGUAACUUGUUUCUAAAUGUAUGGCUUUAAAAUGUUGCUUGAAUGACAGUGUUGAAAAUAAUACCUAGAAAAGGAUUAUAACAAAGAACUUCUCCAAAUCCAAUUGAUUAGAUUUUCUUCCUGAACCAAGAAUAUGCUGUCUCAACAAUGUCAAAUGGACCCAAAUCGUUGCCUAGUGUCAAACUUCUACCCAGCCAUCUUUUCCAGAAGUUGAGGCAAUAUAUACCAUAUAGUUAUAUAAGAAAGAACCUGGAUUACUGCCAGAGUUCAUGGUCAAGCCCAAUUGUUCUUGGGAUUUUGUAUCUGAAGAUUUUGUUGAGUUCUCUAGUAGAUGUGAUCUACUGAAUCAUAGAAACAACCGGAAGGAAGCCCUUAAAAAUGGCUUUGCUUAACUCCAGUUGUCUUUAAUGCAUUUAAAUAGGCAGAAACACAAAUUAAGUGUUAACGUAGUUCAUGGCAGCUGUAAUACAAUAUUACAACAAAUAGUGUCUGCAGUAAGCCUCAAUGAUGCAAAAAUGAUUGUAUUAAUCACUUCAUGUCACAAAUCUGCCAUUAAGUAAGGACAUAAUAUCUAAUACAAGAACAUAAGUGACAGUAUUUGGGUCAGGACAUGUUUGAUUGGCACUGUAAUUAAGUUGACCUCUUUCAACAGUAAAAAGGUAAAGGAGUCUCUGCUGAUUUUACUCUGCUGGUCAUUGCUGACCAUAGGCAGCGGUGCUUGUUUCAAGGCUAUUGAGCCAGCGCUGUCUGAAGGAAUUUCCUCAGUUCAUGUUGCCAUGGAAUUAUUCAUUUGAACAGUAAAGAAGUAAUAAACAUUUAUGGAACAUCUA